GACGAUGGUGACCUGAAUGAAGAAAGAAGAACCCACCGGAUCUAGGGCUUCUCGUCUCUCUCUCUACAUUCCUUCGACGGAUUCAACACGCAGAUGAUUCUACCUCUCUGGAUUUUUCACCAUCUCUUCUCCAUCUCUCCCGAUAUUCAAAAGUAUUCCUGAAAGAAAAAUAGGGUUUCUCGAUGAUGAUUGGUUCAAUCUUAAGAGUAUGCAGCUGGCUUGAUUAAUUAUUGGGAUUUUAAAGGGUAAUUGGACAUUCACCGAAUCAAAAAGAAGAAGUUUUUGAUAGAUUGAAAAGAAGUGAGUUUACUGUAAAACUAUGAGGGCAUUGCACAAAUCGAAAAGGGUAUCAUGGCCACCAGAUUUUAAACUUUGCCAGGUACGGCUCUUCGUAUCUGACGAUUCACCUUCGCAAGUUGGAUCAGAAUCUCAAGAUCACCUCCAAGCAAAGUCACAUCCGAGCGAGGAUAAUCUGCCACCUGGUUUCGGUGGACCUCUUUCUGCAAAUGAGUCACAGAUUAAGUUAUCAGACAUCCCAGUAAUAAAGUGGAAAUGCUCUAUCCGGAUUAUGCUAGAUGAGGAAUGGAGAGUGGUUGCAGGGGAAGAAAGCAAAGAAGUGGAGGCGCAAAAUCAAAGGGAAUUGAGAGUUCUUGAAGCAUUCUAUCCUGGCGCAUCAGCUAUUCCUCCAAACCCUUCGGUUCCUGCUGAUGUUGACAACUCAGAUUAUGAUGACCAGCAAACCGUUGUCAUCCCCAUUCUACCUGUAGAAGAUGAUGACCUAGCAAUGGAUUCAGCAUCUGAUCUCCCAUCCCAAUCUGGCGUGGAUGUGGGAACAGAGCCAUCAAGAACCGAUGAGAACACAUCAGUUUCUUCAACCCUCCCCGCAGCGUCAGAAAUAAUGGCUGCACUAACUGCAAUAUCAAACAACAAAGAACUAGGCAGGGGCAUGAUCGACCAGGAUCUGCUUAUGAAAAUCUUGAGCAACCCUAAGUUGGUGGAGAAUCUUGUUGCAAAUAGUGGUGGCGCAGGUUCAGUCUCCUCCAACGGCAGUAGGCCCUACCUAUCUGAAGCAAAUGGAGUAGUAACCACAACACCUGCCAGCUCAAAUGGACAAUAUUACCCUCAGCCAACGGUAACUCAUACUCCUUCCAUCACCUAUCCUCCUCCAGCUCCUUCAGAUCAUCCCAACUAUGGAGCCCCACCAGCCAGAGAUGCUAGUUAUUACAAGAGCCUGAUUCAACAACAUGGCGGCGAAAGACAAGAGGCGCCACCGCCAGUUCAACAGCAUCUCGGUUAUCGUUAUAACCCUCAACCUGGAGGAGGACCUAACCCUGAGAUGGUAAAUAGCAAUAAUAAUAACAACCAGAGGCCAAGGGACUCAAAACCAAAGAUAAUGAAGCCUUGCAUGUACUUCAACAGCUCCCGGGGUUGUCGCAAUGGAGCCAACUGUUUAUACCAGCACGAUGCUGCAGCUUACCAGCCGAGGAAUCCAAACAAUGGUAAUGAGAUGCCAAGUGCAAAAAGAAUGAGAUUUGACAGGGACUGAAGCAGAAUUAGCAUACCACCACCAUGCUCUUCUCCUCUUGGUGUGAGAGAGCUUGUUGUUAGCAGCAGAGCAAUUUUAUCUUCUUCUCUCUUGCCUGGCUUUGCUGCUAUAUAAGUUUUAUUUACUUUUUGAAACUAUUUCUUGGUCUAUUCCACAAAUCAUAUAAUAUAAUUAGGGAAUUUUCUCUCUCUUUUUAAAGGAUGUUCAUCUAAAAAAAAGCACUUGAUAGUAGCAUCUAUUUUAAAUAAUUAUUUAAU
This is a messenger RNA of Brassica oleracea var. oleracea, 1803 nucleotides long. RefSeq names its product zinc finger CCCH domain-containing protein 6-like. The transcript has 4 exons. Gene Ontology annotation, molecular function: metal ion binding. Bases 320 to 1546 code for a protein of 408 amino acids. The record is from RefSeq and is a predicted model, not a curated record. NCBI's taxonomy places the organism in Eukaryota, Viridiplantae, Streptophyta, Magnoliopsida, Brassicales, Brassicaceae.